ACACACUCACACACACACUGGCGGAGCGCGCUGCUGUCGCUCAGUGAUUCUCUCCGCGUCUCUGGGACUUUUUUGUUCCGCACUCCUCGUGUCUUCUCCAGCAGGUCAUACUGAGAAAGAAAUCCCAUUGAAAAACCAAGGACAUAAAAAGCCUUUGGAUACAGUCUGACUCUCCCAAGAGUUGAAAGGGUCAAAGGUCAUGACCUUAUUUUGAUCCCAGAUCAUGUUUCACACCUUCCCCAACAAAUCGCGGGCGCAGACGUCGGUCAGCAUGGAGAAAACGUACUCGCUCACGGCGCAUUACGACGAUUUCCAGGAGAUCAAGUACAGCAGUCGUUGCAGCAGCAGCACGCUGAGUAACGGCAUGAGUCUGCAUCUGGGCGGAUCGCUGGACCGCGGAAGAAGUGGGCGGGACAAGUGUGUGGGUGGGGUCAAGGGCGGGGCCGGGGGCGGGGCUCCGGCCCGCUGGAGCAGGCGCGAAAUCUGCCUGCUCUCUGCUUUAGUGUUCGCGGCGGGGAUGUGCGUGAUUCUCGGAUGCAUGCUGGCGCUGAAGUUUCUGGCGCUGGAAGCGCAGGAUUCCCAGUGUCGUCAGGAUUGCGUAAAGCGGCGCUCGCUGCUCCGGGCCGCUCGCUUCAUCCAGGGGAACGUCGACCCGAGCGUCCAGCCCUGUCACGACUUCUACAGCUUCGCUUGCGGCGGGUGGCUCCGGAGACACGGUAUACCGGAGGAUAAACUGAGCUACGGGAUCAUCACCGCCAUCGGAGAACAGAACCAGGAGAAGCUGCAGCGCCUCCUACAGGUGCCGGUGCAGAGGAACGAGCCGGAUAGUGCCGAGAGAAAGGUGAAAGAGUUUUACCACUCGUGCAUCAACAUGAAGGAAAUCGAUCGUCUGGGGGCGGGGCCUAUGACUGAAGUGAUUGACAGCUGUGGUGGGUGGGACCUGUCCGGAGCUCCUCCCGGAGGGGCGGGGUGGGACAGUGGCUCCGCCCCCGUGAGACCAGAUUUUAAUGAGAUGCUGUAUAAGACACAGGCAGUUUACAGCACGUCUGUGUUCUUCUCUCUCACCGUUAGUGUGGACGACAAAAACUCGUCACGCAACACCAUACGGAUUGAUCAGGAGGGUUUGACUCUGCCAGAAAGGACUCUGUAUCUGGGGCAGGAUGAAGACAGUGUGAAGAUUCUGGCGUCCUAUAAGGCGCUGAUGGAAAGGUUGCUGAGCAUGCUGGGAGCUCACAACGCCACGCUGAAAUCCAGAGAGAUUCUGGAUCUGGAGACGAGACUUGCGAAUAUCACUGUGUCUGAAUACGACGACCAAAGAAAAGACAUUAGCAGCAUGUACAACCGAAUAACACUGAAACAACUGCAGAAAAUGGCUCCAAGUUUCCACUGGAAGCGUUUGUUGGACCGGAUCUUCAGUGAUAAUUUCUCUGAGGAAGAGGAGAUCGUAGUUUUGGCCGCUGAUUACAUGCAGACGGUGUCGGACAUCAUUAAAACCACGUCUAAACGGGUUCUUCAUAACUACAUGUUGUGGCGUAUCGUGGCGGCGCUGAGCGAGCAUCUCUCCACCGCGUUUCGCAGCACGAUUAACGAGUUCUCGCGCGAGAUCGACGGAGGCGAGCGUCAGCUGGAUCUGGAGCGGCUGUGUCUCAAUCAGGCCAACAAACACUUCGGCAUGGCCCUCGGCGCGCUCUUCGUCCAGCAGCACUUCUCCUCCUCCAGCAGAGCCAAGGUGCAGGAGCUGGUGGAGGACAUUAAACACUCGUUAGAUCAGAGACUGCAGGAGCUCGACUGGAUGGAUGAAGAAACCAGAGACGCUGCCCGAGCGAAGCUGCAGCACAUGAUGGUUAUGACCGGUUAUCCUGACUUUCUGUUAAAACCUGAACUUAUCGACGAGGAGUACGGGUUCGAUGUGAACGAGAAAACCUACUUCAAGAACAUCCUGAACAGCAUCAAGUACAACAUUAAACUCUCCGUCAAAAAGAUCCAUAAAGAGGUGGACAAGACGACGUGGCUUCUUCCACCACAGGCUUUAAAUGCGUAUUACCUGCCAAACAAAAACCAGAUGGUUUUUCCUGCAGGAAUUCUCCAGCCGACUCUCUACGAUCCUGAAUUCCCUCAGUCACUGAAUUACGGAGGAAUCGGAGCGAUCAUCGGUCACGAGCUCACACACGGAUACGACGACUGGGGUGGGCAGUACGAUCGCUAUGGCAACCUGAAGCAGUGGUGGACGGAAGAGUCGUACAGGAAGUUUCAGAAGAAGGCGGAGUGUAUCGUCAAACUCUACGACAACUUCACUGUGUACAACCAGAGGGUUAACGGGCAUCUUACUCUGAGCGAGAACAUUGCUGAUCUGGGUGGACUGAAGUUGUCUUAUAAUGCGUAUCAGAAGUGGGUUCGUGAACACGGGCCGGAGCGUCCUCUGCCGGGACUCAAAUACACACACGAGCAGCUCUUCUUCAUCGCGUUCGCUCAGAACUGGUGUAUGAAGAGACGAUCGCAGUCGAUUUACCUGCAGCUGCUGACGGAUAAACACGCACCUGAACAUUACAGGGUGAUUGGCAGCGUGUCUCAGUUCGAGGAGUUCAGUCGCGUGUUUCACUGUCCCAGAGGGUCACCCAUGCAUCCGGUCAACAAAUGCGCCGUCUGGUGACCUUUAACCCCUGAGCGUCUCCUCAUCGCCCUCGUUUCCAUGAUGAACCGCUCCGAGCUGCUCCCACGCCGUUUGAUGUUUACAGCAUUUUAGUGAUCAGAAAUCAACUCGUGCUCAUCGAUACGC
Molecule: messenger RNA, 2776 nt
Organism: Sinocyclocheilus grahami
Lineage: Eukaryota; Metazoa; Chordata; Actinopteri; Cypriniformes; Cyprinidae
Gene: ecel1
Product: endothelin-converting enzyme-like 1
Exons: 19
Coding region: 224-2650 (808 amino acids)
Biological process (GO): protein processing
Cellular component (GO): plasma membrane
Molecular function (GO): metalloendopeptidase activity
Source: RefSeq, a predicted model, not a curated record